Molecule: messenger RNA, 606 nt
Organism: Branchiostoma belcheri (Belcher's lancelet)
Lineage: Eukaryota; Metazoa; Chordata; Leptocardii; Amphioxiformes; Branchiostomatidae
Product: C-type lectin lectoxin-Lio2-like
Exons: 3
Coding region: 1-606 (201 amino acids)
Source: RefSeq, a predicted model, not a curated record
AUGAUAAAGGCGACCCUACAGAAAUCGGACCCUCCAUUCCUGACGACAUUCGAAUUCUUCGACGAUAACCACACUGCUUCACUGAAAUGGCUGGAUCCAUUCGCAAACAUCAGUCUGAACUCCAAGACCCUGUCAGUAACCGUCAUGUCUCUGCCAACCACAGCUGCGAAGAGCGACGACUGCCGAUUCGGAUACAAACUCAUCUCCGGGGCCUGCUUCCGACUCGACUUCCGAGAAAUGAGCUAUGGUGACGCCUCAGAAGCCUGCAAGGGAGAGGGAGCGAGGCUAGCGAUGCCCAAAACAAAAGAAUUGGACAUGGCCUUAAGUAGACUGGUCUACAAGGAAGGCGAAAACAAGAUUUAUUACAUCGGGCUGAGGGGCGCCUUCAGUCUUUGGGCGAGACGCUGGGUUUGGGACGAUGGGUCUCCAUUGGGAAAGUACAAGGGCUGGAAUCCAGGUGAGCCGGCUAGCAGGAACCUUUGGAUGAAACUGUGCGUGCAGUACUGGUCAGGUGUCACUGGGUUUCCCAUGUGGGAUGAUUAUUCCUGCGAUGUAAAACGCAGGUUUAUUUGUCAACAAGCACCACUAGCUUUGUCUUAUCAGUGA